Molecule: messenger RNA, 661 nt
Organism: Sinocyclocheilus grahami
Lineage: Eukaryota; Metazoa; Chordata; Actinopteri; Cypriniformes; Cyprinidae
Product: U6 snRNA-associated Sm-like protein LSm6
Exons: 4
Coding region: 86-328 (80 amino acids)
Biological process (GO): mRNA splicing, via spliceosome; maturation of SSU-rRNA
Cellular component (GO): U6 snRNP; U4/U6 x U5 tri-snRNP complex; P-body
Molecular function (GO): RNA binding
Source: RefSeq, a predicted model, not a curated record
UAGAAUAAGCGCUUCAGUUCAUUGGUCAACACACAGACGCUUAGUCCAAACGUGCGGCAAACGUUGCAAAACGAUAGAGUCGAAAAUGAGUCUCCGGAAGCAGACACCAAGUGAUUUCCUGAAGCAGAUCAUUGGGAGACCAGUGGUGGUGAAGCUGAACUCUGGUGUUGAUUACAGAGGAGUCCUGGCCUGCCUUGAUGGCUACAUGAAUAUUGCUGUGGAACAGACAGAGGAAUAUGUCAAUGGCCAGUUGAAGAACAAGUAUGGAGAUGCAUUUCUCAGAGGAAACAACGUGUUAUACAUCAGCACCCAGAAGAGGAAGAUGUGAAGCCAUUUUACUAGUUUCUUUAUUCAUUAUUAGAUAAGUAAAUUGUUUACUGGCGAUUUUCAUAAUCCUUUGUUAGUUGAUGAUAAUGUUCAAUAAGUUUGUUUCAUGUUUUGUAACACAAAAUUUGGUGUUCUGCAGAGUGAUGCAGUAAAUUUGUUUUUCGACAAUAGAUUUUGCUUUUGCGUUUUCAUGAUUUAUCUGUUCCUGAGAUGCUUCUAUGAAUAUUUUAAUUCAUAGAAGUCGGCCUAAUGGUUAGCAAGUCGGACCCGUAACCCAAAGGUUGCGGGUUCGAGUCUCAUACCUGCAGGGAUUGUAGGUGGGGGGAGUGAAUGU